This is a messenger RNA of Lytechinus variegatus (green sea urchin), 2405 nucleotides long. Its product is annotated as tether containing UBX domain for GLUT4-like. The record is from RefSeq and is a predicted model, not a curated record. Gene Ontology annotation, molecular function: protein binding. Bases 38 to 2080 code for a protein of 680 amino acids. NCBI's taxonomy places the organism in Eukaryota, Metazoa, Echinodermata, Echinoidea, Temnopleuroida, Toxopneustidae. The transcript has 17 exons.
AAAGCUUCGAAGAAGACUAGUAUUAAAGAGUGAAAAUAUGGCAUCCAACGUGAACGUCCUGUGUCCGAAUGGACGACGACAAAUUGUCAAAGUUUCUCCUAAUACGAGAAUCCUAGAGAUCAUCGAGACAGUGUGUCAGAAACAGAAGUUUAAUGCAGAUGAUCACAAUUUGAAACACCAGAGGACCAUCCUUGAUGUCCAGGUUCCUUUCCGAUAUUCCAAUGUACCCAACAAUGCCAAGCUGGAGCUGGUUAAAUCAGACGUCCCACGCAAUCGGUCUGGCUCCACCACGGUGGCACUGCAAUUAUUCACGGGUGAACGACUUCAGCAUAGCUUCGAGUCUUCAUCCUCCCUAUGGGAUAUUCUAGAGCACUGGGAUGGUCAGAGUAGUGACAGGCCUUCUUUGACUUGUCCUCCAUCUGGCAGUGGGUCAUCUGUCCAUCCAAUCUGUAUCUACAUGACAGAGGAGGUUAUUGGUGAGGAAUGGUUAAGAGCAACCACACUGAGAGGCCUUGGGCUGAUGGGAGGAAGAGCUAUUAUAAGGUUAUUGCAUAGAGAAGUUGAACUUCCACCACCACCAAAGAAAGUCCAGCCAAAGAAAAUGCCAAUUGCUGAUACUCCUGCUCACCCCUCAAAUCAAAUGGAUUCUUCCACCACAGUACAAGCUUCAGCAUCAUCAGAUCAGUCCAUAGCUGCACAAAGGGGUGGCCAAGUGGCAGAAUGCCAUUUGCCAACAAGUAUUCAAUCAAAACCAGCACCUCCAUUGACUGAAAAUGCACCUCCCACUAAUGAACUUGCCCAGAAAACCAGUUCCAACGUUACAGCCAUGGACUGUACCACUUCUGAUAAUAGGGACGAUUCUGCAAUGGAAGUUGAUGCAAUAGAAAUGAAAUCCGAACAGGCUGAUUCUCCUGCUAUUGAAUGUGAUAACUCACUCCAAGAAAGGACAGUAGCUCAAGAUCAGAGUGUAAGGCCUAAAGAGAGCCACCAACCUUCUACAAGCAGAGAAGAAGAAGGAAUGUCAAAGGAAGAGAAAACAGAGAAAGUUGUGAAGGACAUUGAGAAGCAGGAAGGAAUGACCCUGGAUGAAUACGCAAGGAGAAGGAUACAAAACCUACUUGAAAAAGAAGAAGAGAUGGUGAAGUCAAUGGAGGAAGCUAUGAUGGAUUCUAUGACACAGCAAUCACAAGGAGUCACGAACCAUCAACCUCCUCGUAGGAGAGAACCCAAACCACCUGUUCAUGCUUUUGCUGACUUUAAGUUCCCAGAACCAAAGAACACAGAUGCAACUGAUAAAGGCAAAGGAAAAAUGAAGCAAGACAUCAGUUCAAAGCCUUGUGAGAGGAAUCAACUAGUCUUUUCUCCAGACCAGGAUCAGAUCAAAUUUGACCAAUCUAGUGAUGUUCCUGAUGAGUUCUUUGAUCUGACGGUUGAUGAUGUGAGGAAGAGGCUUUCUGAUCUCAGACAUCAAAGUGCUGACUCAGGAAAGCAACUAGAAACAAAGGCCAUGAGAGAAGCUCAGGAUGAGAUAAAGAUGAAGAAAUAUGAGAAGGUUGUUGUUAGGAUCCACUUUCCAGACCGGAUCAUUUUACAGGGAUUCUUCAGGCCUCAGGAAACGGUUGAAGCUGUGAAGGAAUUUGUGAAAUCAAAUUUAGCGGACAAAGAGCAAUCAUUUUAUCUUUAUACAACUCCACCAAAAACAGUCUUGAAAGAUAUGUCAGAGACCCUCUUCAAGGCAAAGCUGUUUCCUGCUGCUGUUGUCCAUUUUGGUUCCCAAGUUAUAAGAGAUCAUUACCUCCACGAGGAAGCUCUGGGCGACUUGGCAUCCCUUCUUCAAGCGGAAUGUGUCGUAGCAAAAACUAUGAAUACUGGCAUUACAAGAUCAAUAUCAUCAGAAAGUACAUCCAAUUCAUCAACAUCUGGUUCAGCUGCAUUGUCGUCAAUAGAAGACAGGCCAUCGACCUCUGGGGACCUUGGGUCAUCAUCAUCAUCCACUCAACAGAAGAGGCAAGCUUCACCAUCCAACUCGGCCAUUGGCUCCACCAAAGUACCCAAAUGGUUCAAGAUGGGCAAAAGGUGAUACUCUUUUUCAUUCUUCAAAGUGGGAUCUGGUUGCAGUAACGUGAGAAGAUACAAUCAGUGUUUACAAACUUCAAAAUAGCUUCUAUCAUUAUAUUACAUUUUGGCCGAAACGGUCAAGCGGUUGUACCUUUUGUUUUAUUAGAUAAGCCAUCGACCUCCUCUCUGUUUUGAAGAAUUUAUUGUUUUAUGUGAGUUUAAAAGAUUGUAUGCAAGGCAUUCACAAAAUCACUUUAUUCAUCACAGAGCUGCUAUUGAUGUUAUUUACACCAGGCUCAUGUAAGAGAUGCAGCUCCAAUGGAUGAUCAUAAUUAUACCUAAAACAA